AUGUCGCUCGUCUCCGGAGAGAAGUCGAAGUACGUAGAGCCUAUUACGCGAACCCUGUGCCCUCGAAGCCCAUAUCCCGCAAGACCGCAUCUCGACCCAGCCGCACUCGAAUCCAUUGCAGCACACACGAUUGAGGUUGGACAGCAAGGUUGGCCGCUCGAUUACGAUGGAAAUGAAGAGAAGGAACAGUAG
Molecule: messenger RNA, 192 nt
Organism: Didymosphaeria variabile
Lineage: Eukaryota; Fungi; Ascomycota; Dothideomycetes; Pleosporales; Didymosphaeriaceae
Exons: 2
Coding region: 1-192 (63 amino acids)
Source: RefSeq, a predicted model, not a curated record